This is a messenger RNA of Ceraceosorus bombacis, 963 nucleotides long. The record is from the annotation of a GenBank genome assembly. NCBI's taxonomy places the organism in Eukaryota, Fungi, Basidiomycota, Exobasidiomycetes, Ceraceosorales, Ceraceosoraceae.
AUGCCUUCGCUCCCACGACCCAGGAGUAGGCUGAAGACUGGCAAUGGCGAGGACGGUUCCCCAAAGCUUAGCACGUCGACUGCCAGGUCUAAUGACUCCUCUACUGGUCCACGCAUAAGGAAGCGUGAGAGAGACGACGAAGUUGACGAUCAAUGUCCAUCUGUUCACAACAAUGCCACCGUCAAUGUCGUCGAAGGAAGUCCAGGCGCUGGAAAUGUCGCAGCCCAAGAUUUGCCAAACAUCCAAGAGCCUGCUGGAGCUCAGUACGCCCCGCACGAUCCUUCUAACACCGAGCCGGAGCAAGCCCAGAGUAGCCAGGCGCUUUCGUAUAACGCAUUCGGAAUUAUGCUGGGUCAACAUCAGCAAGGUUUUCGCGGGCGGAUGAUGCAAAAGUUGUACCUCUUGGGAUUUCCGAAGCCCAAUGUUCUUCUCGUACCUGUGUUCACAGAAGAUCAGACGCUCAAAUUCGGUAUGUGCCCUUCUCAACCUUGUACUGCCGCUGCAGCUUUGCCCUGAGACUUCCCCCCUCAGACCUACCUCGCGAGCAGAGGCCCAAUGUGGCUAUUCACGCCGUCGUGCUGCUGGAGCACUCAUAUUUUCGUACCAUCCUGGAAGCGGGACCCUUCCAAAAUCAAGCCUCAGAAGCCAUGGACGUACGUACAACCCCACGAGGUCUCGCAAAGCACUGGUGCGCCUCUGACGAGCAGCAGUGAUUCAGCCGAUUUACAUAGAGCUAGAGAGCGACAUCUCUGGAGUGGCAGACAUAAGCCAAUACUUAGCGAGUAUGCUAAUCUUGUCGAACAGGUCGCCCUCGAUAGUCACUGACUUACCACAAUGCUGCUUUCCUCCGAAAAGCUCACGCGCGAUGCUCGAAAAGCCGCCGAAAUCGCCUCUGGAAAAGGCACAUUGCCUAGCCUAUACGAUCUUGCUCGCGGCGUAAGGUCGAUUGAGACGCAUCGAUAA